Messenger RNA from Gastrolobium bilobum, 2566 nucleotides. Its product is annotated as TOM1-like protein 9. Gene Ontology annotation, biological process: protein transport to vacuole involved in ubiquitin-dependent protein catabolic process via the multivesicular body sorting pathway. The record is from RefSeq and is a predicted model, not a curated record. Gene Ontology annotation, molecular function: ubiquitin binding; phosphatidylinositol binding. The transcript is spliced from 10 exons. Lineage: Eukaryota; Viridiplantae; Streptophyta; Magnoliopsida; Fabales; Fabaceae. The coding region runs from base 168 to 2174 and encodes 668 amino acids.
CUUCGUUCGUAGAACAGAGAGAGAAAGAGAGUGUGAGAAAUAAGCUGGUGUAUUUCCUGCGAUAUCGCCGGAAUCGUUCUCCGAUCGCACCGGUAGUUCGGUUUAUGGUCGUCGGAAUAUCGCCGAUCUUAUUCCGUUUCGAAUCGUCGUCGUUUUGGUGACCGGAGAUGGUGAAUUCCUUGGUUGAACGCGCCACGAGCGACAUGCUCAUCGGGCCCGAUUGGGCCAUGAAUAUUGAGAUCUGUGACAUGCUCAAUCAUGACCCUGGGCAAGCAAAGGACGUCGUUAAAGGUAUAAAGAAGCGGAUUGGAAGUAAAAAUUCAAAAGCUCAACUUCUUGCACUAACUUUGCUGGAGACAAUCAUAAAGAACUGUGGAGACAUUGUUCACAUGCAUGUUGCAGAGAAAGAUGUGCUACAUGAGAUGGUGAAAAUAGUAAAGAAGAAGCCUGAUUUUCAUGUCAGAGAGAAGAUACUAGUUCUUAUAGAUACCUGGCAAGAAGCUUUUGGAGGGCCGAGGGCAAGAUAUCCACAAUAUUAUGCUGCAUACCAGGAAUUAUUGCGUGCUGGGGCAGUAUUCCCGCAGAGAUCUGAACAAUCUGCACCUGUAUUCACACCUCCACAAACGCAACCGUUGGCAUCAUACCCUCAAAAUAUACGCAACUCAGAUGCUAGGCAGGACAGAUCUGAGUCCUCCGUGGAGUCUGAGUUUCCAACACUAAGUUUGACCGAAAUUCAGAAUGCACGUGGUAUUAUGGAUGUUCUUGCAGAAAUGCUCAGUGCAAUAGACCCCAGUAACAAAGAAGGUCUUAGACAGGAGGUUAUUCUUGAUUUGGUGGAGCAGUGUCGAACAUACAAGCAGAGAGUCGUACACCUCGUUAACUCAACUUCGGAUGAAUCACUACUAUGCCAAGGACUAGCUCUAAAUGAUGACCUGCAGCGUGUACUGGCCAAGCAUGAAUCUAUAUCUUCAGAAACUUCUACUCAAAAUCUAAAUGACAAAGAGCAUUCAAAACCCGCACCAGCUGGAGUACUUGUAGAUAUUGAUGCUCCUUUGGUUGAUACUGGCGAUACUAGCAAACAAACUGAUGGGAGUUCUGAAGCAGGGUCCCAAACAUUGAAUCAGUUAUUGCUUCCUGCACCCCCUGCCUCUAACGAUUCAGCUAUCCCUGCGAAGAUUGAUCCCAAAUGGGACCUGCUCAGUGGAGAUGACUAUAACUCACCAAAAGCUGAUACUUCACUUGCUCUUGUUCAUCUUGGAGAACAACAGCCUGCCAGUCCUGUGUCUCAGCAGAAUGCCCUUGUUCUUUCUGAUAUGUUUUCUAAUAACAAUGCACCUAUAUCUGUCAAUAUCCAUCUAACCCAGCCAACUAAUGGUGCUGGCCAAACCAGUCCAUUUGCUCCCCAAUUUCAACAACAGCAUGCUUUCAUAUCUCAAGGUGGAUUCUACCCCAAUGGAAAUGUGCCAAAUGCAGGUUCACCUCGGUAUGAGCAAUCACCCUAUGCACAAAGUACAGGUCCUGCCUGGAAUGGUCAGGUUGCACAACAGCAACAGCCACCUUUGCCAGUUUAUGGUGCACAAAGCAGUGGAUCAUUGCCCCCACCUCCCUGGGAAGCUCAACCGGCAGAUAAUGGCAGUCCUGUAGCAGGCGCUCAAUAUCCACAAUCACCACAAGUCACUCAAGUGGUUAUGACACAUGUGCAGAGUGCUGCACAUCCUCAGGGGACUCAAGCAAUGGGUAAUGACCAGGCUGUUGGUAUGUAUAUGCAGCCAAAUGCUAACGGCCAUAUGUCAGCAAUCAAUAACCAUGCCGGGAGCAGUCAAUUGGGUUUGCACCCUCAGCAUAUUCAAGGUGCUGCAGGGCCUUACAUGGGUAUGGUUCCACAUCAAAUGCAAGCUGGUCCUGUGGUUUCCAUGUAUCCUCAACAAAUGUACGGAAACCAAUAUACAGGAUACGGCUAUGCUCAGCAACAAGGAGUUCCAUAUAUUGAACAGCAAAUGUAUGGUAUGUCUGUUAGAGAUGAUAGUGGUUUGAGAAACUCUUACCAGGUUUCUACUACAUCUUAUGUUCCAUCUGGGAAGGCUUCCAAGCCAGAGGAUAAGUUAUUUGGGGACCUUGUUGACAUGGCAAAAUUGAAGCCAAAACCCACUCCUGGUCGAGCUGAAAGCAUGUAAAACUAUCACUGGGUUUGCAUUUUUCAUCCUUUUGCCAACUCGUGUCCCCAUUUUUCUAUGUUUCUUUAUUAUAUUAUUUUUUACUUUUAUGUUUUUUUUAAUAUUAUAUAUUUUUUGCUUUUGUUACAUAUUGUUUAUUUGUCCGGGAAUUAGCAUUUGAUUAUGUACAUUCGAACUGGUGAAAACAUCGAAAAAUAAAGAAAGAGAGAGAGAGAGAGAGAUAGAAGAAAAAACUAGACCAUCCUUUGGGUUGGAUUGAAGUUUGUGGCAUUUUUUUUUCUUCCGGUAAACUAGUUUGUGGCAUUUUACAUGUGUACUCCCCCUCCCUUUUCGUAUUGGAGGUUUUGUGGUUAAAGGGUGCUUUUAAGUCUAAAAUGUAGAGAAGGGAUGUC